CAAGGCUGAAGAAAAUCACAGCCCGCGACGGAGAUGAAGGUCAUGGUGAAGGCCUACCACUUAGCGCUGUCACGCUUGGCGAUACUCUAUUUCCUGUUUCUAAACACAUCCUCAUACACUCACUCCGAUCACGGGCCAUACUGUGACUGGCAAGGUUAUUGGAAGUUGGUCUUGGGGGCGGUGUAGUCUAUGACUUUGGGGGUUUGCCUAACAAGCAAGCGUGGUAGCAGUUGCCGAAACGGUGAAAGUGUGCCAAUGUCCGCUUUCGCGGG
This is a messenger RNA of Paraphaeosphaeria sporulosa, 272 nucleotides long. RefSeq lists its product as uncharacterized. The transcript has a single exon. Bases 34 to 186 code for a protein of 50 amino acids. Lineage: Eukaryota; Fungi; Ascomycota; Dothideomycetes; Pleosporales; Didymosphaeriaceae. The record is from RefSeq and is a predicted model, not a curated record.